Molecule: messenger RNA, 2784 nt
Organism: Aaosphaeria arxii CBS 175.79
Lineage: Eukaryota; Fungi; Ascomycota; Dothideomycetes; Pleosporales
Product: DNA repair endonuclease XPF
Exons: 2
Biological process (GO): double-strand break repair via single-strand annealing, removal of nonhomologous ends; double-strand break repair via homologous recombination; nucleotide-excision repair involved in interstrand cross-link repair
Cellular component (GO): nucleotide-excision repair factor 1 complex
Molecular function (GO): damaged DNA binding; single-stranded DNA endonuclease activity; single-stranded DNA binding
Source: RefSeq, a predicted model, not a curated record
AUGCCCAGCGAUGAGAAUGCUCCCGUAAAAUUAUCUCUGCCGCUAGAAUUCCAGCAGGAUAUCUUCAAGGAAUUGCGCGAUGAAGACGAGCUCGUCCUUCUUGCCCGCGGCCUCGGCUUGCUGCGCAUCGUCACCAACCUUCUCCACUCGUACGAUGCCGCUGGUAAUAACUUGAUUCUUUUGGUGGGAGCCGACGAACGUGAAAAUGUUUGGAUAGGCGAAGCUCUCGCUGAGCAUGCUGCGGUCAGCAUGUCGCCCAAAGCGAGAGGCUUAAGUCUGGUCAAUACAGACUUGAUGAGUGUUGGAACUCGCGAGAAGAUGUAUGCACAAGGAGGAAUUUUCAGCAUCACUUCUCGCAUUUUGAUUGUCGAUUUCCUUUCAAGCCUGCUGAAUCCGGAGACGGUCACUGGCGUGGUAGUGUUGCACGCCGAGAAGGUCAUCGCAACCUCGCUAGAGGCAUUUAUCCUACGAAUAUAUCGGCAGAAGAACAAGGUGGGGUUUUUGAAGGCCUUCUCCGAUAGCCCUGAGCCCUUCACAACCGGCUACUCACCUUUGGCCAACAUGAUGAAGAAUCUAUUCCUUCAAAAACCUGCUUUGUACCCACGAUUCCAUGUUACAGUGGCCAGCUCACUAGAGGGACGGAAGAAAGCCGAGGUUAUCGAGUUGGAAGUCCCAAUGACGGAGGCAAUGAGAGAUAUACAAAAUGCGGUUCUCGAAUGCGUUGAGGCUAGCAUUAGUGAGCUGAGAAAGAGUAAUGCUGGCAUCGAGAUGGAAGACUGGACUUUGGACAGUGCUCUACACAAGAAUUUCGACACGAUGGUCAGGAGACAAUUGGAUCCAGUCUGGCACCGAACUACCUUCAAGACACGUCAAGUCGUUCGAGACCUGACUCUGCUAAGGACCAUACUGCACGCCCUUCUUACUUAUGAUGCUGUUGACUUCAACAAGUACCUUGACACAGUUCUAGCAGCUUCACAACCACCCCCAGGGUCUACCAAGCAUAAUCAGUCACCAUGGCUGUUUCUUGAUGCUGCAGAAACCAUUUUUACCACAGCAAAACGGCGCGUCUACUCUGGCAAGGUGUCAAAUGCAGAUUCCGGCAACGGGCCAGAGUCGAUGCAGCCAGUGCUAGAAGAACUUCCAAAAUGGGCACAGCUAGCCGAAAUCCUAGAGGAAAUCGAGCAAGACGCAUAUUUCAAUCCAACACCCCAAGAUGGGUCGAACGGCUCGAUUUUGAUCAUGUGCGGAGACCAAGGAACAUGUCGCCAAUUACGGGAAUACCUCCAAGUCAUGUACGCGCAGCCAGAGGGCACAAAACGCGGUGAACAGGACGAAGAUGGCCCGUCAGCAUCUUUCAUGAUGCGUCGCAAGCUGCGCCAUUAUCUUGGUUGGAAACGUGAUUUCAGUAAUGUUAGUGCGGCGCUCUUCUCCGAGAAUCAAAAGGCGAUAAACGGAAGCACGGAACAGCGUGUUCAAAGCGGCAAAUCAAAUAGAGCACCACCAAACAAGAGACGCAGAGUUCGCGGUGGUGGUGCACCCGGGGGUUCUACAAGGUCUGAAAAUGGCGCCAUGCGAACGGCUGGUGACCGCGAUGCCCACAUCGCGAGUCUCAUGGCGGAACUACAACCCACAGAAGCUGAGACAAUGCAAAAAGGAGAAAUUGGACUUGACCCACUCGACAAUAUGGAGGACUACUACGACUUGUUCGAUUUGAAUGAGCUCAUAGUUAUACACCCAUAUGAAGGUGAUAUGGACGAACACGUCCUCGAAGAGACGAAACCGCGAUACAUCAUUAUGUAUGAGCCUGAUGCAGCCUUCAUCCGACGAGUAGAGGUGUAUCGUUCCUCUCACACUGAUAGAACGGUCAAGGUUUUCUUCAUGUAUUACGGUGGUAGUGUAGAGGAACAGCGCUAUCUGUCCGCCGUGCGGCGCGAAAAGGACGCAUUCACUCGCCUUAUCAGAGAGCGUGGAAACAUGGCAUUAACCAUAUCCACCUCCAACCUCGAUCCCCAAGAGUCCUUUCUUCGGACGAUCAAUACGAGGAUCGCAGGAGGUGGUCGACUAAUCGCAACUGAGCAACCACCUCGCGUCGUCGUGGACGUGCGAGAAUUCCGCUCUUCACUUCCGUCCUUACUACACGGUCGAAGCAUCGUUGUCGUUCCCUGUAUGCUCACAGUUGGUGACUACGUCCUCACGCCUCACAUUUGCAUCGAGAGAAAGUCCGUCCGCGAUCUUAUCGGCUCCUUUUCCAACGGACGCCUUUACAAUCAAGUUGAAUCGAUGAUGGAGCACUAUAAAUCUCCUAUGCUCCUUAUCGAGUUCGAUCAGAACAAGUCAUUUACUCUUGAACCCUUCUCCGACAUGUCGAUGCCAACAACAACCUCGGGUUUGUCGGUGGCGCCGGACUUGCAGGCCAAACUUGUGAUGUUAACACUUGCUUUUCCUCGCCUAAAGAUCAUCUGGUCCUCAUCCCCAUACCAGACGGCAGAGAUAUUCUCGGAACUCAAGAAACAACAAGACGAGCCAGAUCCACUGAAAGCAGUGCAGACUGGCCUUGAUCCGAAUAUGGCGGGAGAGGAGAUGCGGAGUUUCAACCAGGUUACGCAAGAUAUGUUGAGGACGAUCCCUGGCGUCACGGAAAGCAUAGUGAUCAAGAUCGUUCUAGAAUGUCAAAACCUGCUGGAAUUCGUUAACAUGGAGGAAAAAGAGAUAUGUAAUCUCGUAGGAACACAGGCCGGCAGGCGGAUCUAUAGGUUCUUUAAUCGUAGCGUUUAUGAGGAUGUC